GGAAGGCAGAGGGACCGCGGAGCAAACAGCACGCCCGCCCGUGCAGAGCCAGCCAGCGAGCGCCAGCGGAGCCCGCGUGGAGGGAGCCACAGAUUGAUCCUGCAAGAUGAACACCCUGCUGUCCCGGGCCAACUCGCUGUUCGCCUUCACGCUGAGCGUCAUGGCGGCGCUCACCUUGGGCUGCAUCCUCACCACCGCCUUCAAAGACAGGAACGCGCCCGUGCGCCUGCACGUCUCCAGGAUCCUGCUCAAAAAAGUGGAAGACUUCACUGGACCCAGAAAAAAGAGCGACCUGGGCUUCAUCACCUUCCACAUCUCUGCGGAUCUGGAGAAGACUUUCGACUGGAACGUCAAGCAGCUCUUCCUUUAUCUGUCGGCAGAAUAUUCCACCAAAAGCAACGCCGUGAACCAGGUGGUCCUCUGGGACAAGAUCCUUCUGCGAGGCGAGAACCCCAAGCUGGACCUGAAAGACGUCAAAAGCAAGUAUUUUUUCUUUGACGAUGGACAUGGUCUCAAGGGAAACAGGAAUGUCACUCUGACUCUCUCCUGGCAAGUUAUACCGAUUGCUGGGAUCCUGCCUCUUGUGACUGGAUCUGGACGCGUGUCUGUCCCAUUUCCAGAUUCCUAUGAAAUAGCCACGACUUUUUGAAGAAAACCUUCUGCAUCGGAAAAGGGACUUCUGUGUACCUAAGGAAUCAUAGUUUAAAACUGUCAGAACAUGAAGAAACUUGUGCUGUAACAGUUUGUGUGUGGCAUUCAUGCAUGCUUACACUGAAUGUGAUUUAGAAGCAGACAUUUGUUCAUCUCUUGUAAAGCAUGCUUGAUUCCUGGAAAAAAAAAUCAGUUAACAUGAUCGUUUGUUAGAUGCCAUAAGUGGUGGAAAUAAGGUGACUAACAAGUUUUCCUGAAGAGUGAAUAUAUGUUUAUUCUUUAAAUCAUUGUAACACAGUUACUGAUAUGCUGAAUGGCUGAGAAAUAUGGGUCUUUCCAGGUUUUUCCUCCAAUAGUUUUUGUGUUUUACUUUUGUUUCUUAGAAAAAAAUAAUGCUUUGAUAUUGUCAGUGAAAGUUGAAAACAGUUGCAUGAUUUUCCUGUUGAGUUUCAGUCUGUAUGUUUUCUACCACUAGAUGCUAGGUAUGUACAGUUAUCUGCAACUCUCUGUUUUGAUAAGUAUUGGAGUAAUAGUAACACUCAUAGUUUAAUUUUUUCAUUUACAAACUCUCUUACAUGUAAUUGUAUUGUAUUGCCAAUAAUCUCGGGAUGUAUAUAAUAGAAACAUGGGCUGAUGCUAGGGGAAUCAUUUCAAGCUUAAAUAGCUAGCAAAAGAAAUGAAGUCUAACUUUGAUCUUGGAUAUUUUCAUUCCCUAAGUUUAUUCCAUCCCUCAUACCUGAGAUGACAUCAUAGUACAAUUUCAUUUGUC
Molecule: messenger RNA, 1420 nt
Organism: Apodemus sylvaticus (European woodmouse)
Lineage: Eukaryota; Metazoa; Chordata; Mammalia; Rodentia; Muridae
Product: signal peptidase complex subunit 3
Exons: 1
Coding region: 107-649 (180 amino acids)
Biological process (GO): protein targeting to ER
Cellular component (GO): signal peptidase complex; membrane
Source: RefSeq, a predicted model, not a curated record